Molecule: messenger RNA, 1671 nt
Organism: Aspergillus ochraceoroseus IBT 24754
Lineage: Eukaryota; Fungi; Ascomycota; Eurotiomycetes; Eurotiales; Aspergillaceae
Gene: csn12
Product: protein csn12
Exons: 6
Coding region: 116-1492 (458 amino acids)
Biological process (GO): poly(A)+ mRNA export from nucleus; post-transcriptional tethering of RNA polymerase II gene DNA at nuclear periphery; transcription elongation by RNA polymerase II
Cellular component (GO): transcription export complex 2
Molecular function (GO): double-stranded DNA binding; RNA binding
Source: RefSeq, a predicted model, not a curated record
GCUUCCGGUCUCCAAGGGCAAGGACCAAAACCGGAGAGCUCAAUAACCUCAAACAAUGAAUACGACUUGAAUUACAAAUAAAUCGCUAUAUUCAGACCAUUGCGACUACAGAGAAAUGGAUACAAUCCUGGAAGACUUGCGUCUUGGCCACCACAAGGGGAGUGGUCGGCACCUGGCAGCCGCUCUCACCCCGAUUGACACACCCCGACUCCCCAAUCGAUUGAAAUCGUUCUACAAGCGUUGGCCUGCCGCGCAGGUACCCUCAAAUAUUCGCCAGUGUAUUUUGCAAGCUCCUGCUCGGGAUUCCCCGAAACUGCCAAAACAAGAGCUAAAUGCAUGGGUGGAUGUCUUCACAGCUUACUGGAGGGCUGUUGGCGAGAUUGUCCAGUUCGAGGACUACUCCUCGCGUGCAAGCUGGGUGAAAGUAUUCGAUGCCUGGAAGGAGUUGGCAAAUAUACUCAUCAGAGGCUACUCGAACUUUGGAUUUCAAGCUUGGACCAUACCCUGUUUAUAUGUUGUUGGAAAAUACUUGCGAAUCUUUGCGAUUAAGGCAGACGCGGAGAUUGCUUCUCAAGAGUCGAUGGCGUUCGCGGAUCGCUUCCAAGAUGAUGUUACUACCGACUUUGGGAAGAAUGGCAAACUUGAGGAGACUGCGCGGAUUCUGAACCGGAUGUUUACCCUGUGUCUCGGUGACAGAAACUCGAUUGAGGAAUCCCGAAAGUGGGGAGUAUACUACAUGACAAAUCUAUUAUUUAAAACAUAUUUCAAGAUCAACGCUGUCGGACUUUCCAAGAACCUCCUUCGUGCGCUUAAUGCACAAUCCGGGGACAUUCCGCCGUUAGGGUCCUUCCCAAAGUCUCAUAUUGUGACAUUCAAAUACUACGUGGGAGUGAUUUACUUUUUGGACGAGAACUAUGUUGAAGCAGAGCAACACCUCGCCUAUGCUUGGGACCAUUGUCACAAAAACGCAAUCAAGAACAGAGAGUUGAUUCUUACCUACCUCGUACCUUGCCAUCUCGUCACAACACAUACGUUACCCAGUCGAAAGCUUCUUACCCCAUUUCCCCGUUUGGAGAAACUUUUCCGCCCACUCUGCGAUUGUAUCAGGAAGGGAGAUCUCCAUGGCUUUGACGCAGCCAUGUCCGCCGGAGAGGAAGAAUUCGUCAAGAGACGCAUCUACCUUCCGCUCGAAAGAGGACGCGACAUCGCGCUACGCAAUCUAUACAGGAAAGUGUUUAUCGCUGGGGGAUUCGAGGAGUCUAAGGAUGGACAGCCUCCAAUCCGGCGGACAAGGAUACCAGUUGCAGAAUUCGCAGCUGCUUUGCGAAUAGGGACCCACGCCGACGAUCGUUCCCGAGUUGAUAUUGAUGAGGUUGAAUGCUUAUUAUCCAAUCUCAUCUACAAGGGACUAAUGAAGGGCUAUAUUGCCCGCGAGCGCGGUAUGAUAGUGCUUAGUAAGGGUGGCACUGCUUUCCCUGGGACAGGCGUUUAGAAGUGCGAAGCCCCUCCGUAUCACUACUUUGCAUCAAUUAUUUAUCAUUCAGUACAGACUACGUCCAUACACUACUUCAUGACCUAUCCCAAAUGAAGGGUUAAUAUUCUACGACCAUUUUCGAUUCAAGUAUAAAAAUCACUCCCAAACGACACCCGUGCAGGGCAAAAGGAUGCGGC